Messenger RNA from Aspergillus clavatus NRRL 1, 2379 nucleotides. Its product is annotated as putative DNA repair protein. Gene Ontology annotation, biological process: interstrand cross-link repair; double-strand break repair via nonhomologous end joining; protection from non-homologous end joining at telomere. Lineage: Eukaryota; Fungi; Ascomycota; Eurotiomycetes; Eurotiales; Aspergillaceae. The coding region runs from base 1 to 2379 and encodes 792 amino acids. Gene Ontology annotation, molecular function: damaged DNA binding; 5'-3' DNA exonuclease activity. The transcript has 6 exons. The record is from RefSeq and is a predicted model, not a curated record.
AUGUCAACUUUUGAUGGAAUAGUUCCAGAAUUUCCCUUUAUUCAGAGUGAGCUCCAGGCUGUCAUCCCUGUGGAUGAAACCCAAUUGCUGAAAAGUUUCACAGUUGACUACUUUCGCAAAAACCCUGAUCGGCCUCCUCCCCUCGCAUGCUUUCUCAGCCAUGUGCACAGCGACCACCUCCAAGGCCUGGAGUCGUUCCGGGCUCCUUUCAUCUAUUGCUCUGCCGCCACUCGGGAAAUGCUCUUGCGCAUUGAAAAGUAUCCCCACCGGAUGAACUUCAGCAAGGGAAUUCUCGAGUCUCGCAGAUUGCACUACAAGCAUCUCUCUAGGCUCUUGCGGCCGAUUCCACUGAACACACCCACGGAGAUUGAGCUGACACCUCUUCUGUCGAUAAGAGUCACCCUUUUUGAUGCGAACCACUGUGCCGGGGCGGUGAUGUUCCUGAUUGAAGGGGACGGGAACGCGAUUCUCUACACCGGCGAUAUUCGCGCUGAGCCCUGGUGGGUCAACAGCCUCAUACGGCACCCCGUUCUCAUCCCCUACACCCUGUGUGGCAAAAGGCUGGACAAGAUAUACAUCGACACCACAUUUGCCAGGGCAAAUCAUGUGUGCCCGAGCUUCCCGUCAAAGGCAGAAGGAUUGAGCGAACUGCUGCAGAUGGUGGAGAGAUAUCCGCAGGAUACGGUCUUCUACUUUCGGGCGUGGACGUUCGGCUACGAAGACGUCUGGGUAGCACUCUCCGCACGCCUGAAUUCCAAAAUCCACGUGGACCGGUAUCAAGUCGGCCUUUACCGAUCGCUCGGCUCAUACUCCCUCGGGGGUACCGCUGAAGCACCCGCUCUCUGCGGAUUCGAGCUCGGCAACCGGUUCGUUCCAGGAUGUCUCAGCGAAGACGAGAGUGCUCGAGUCCAUAGCUGCGAGCCGGGCAUGCACUGCUCUGCCUGUCGUACCCAAAACACAGUUUACAUCUUACCCAUCGUCGGACGGGCUAGGGAUGGUACGAGAGUACCUGAGCUCGGAGCAGGUGGGGGAGGGGGCGAUCUGUAUCAGACGCACGAGCUUGAGCUCCCGGAUCAGUCGGCUCUGCAGCAGCUAGAGCGUCUGUGUCUCGAGCAGAUCCCCGACCUAGAAACACUCUCGCAAACAAGAGAGGUGCUGGCGCAAGCCUUCAAGUCGAAAACCAAGGCGCUUUCCCUGGACAGAUUUGGGAUGAAGGAUGUGGCCGACAUGCCGCUGGAGGAGCUCGUGCGGAUCCUCAGUCGUGGCCGCUCCGACAAGGAACUCUGGUCGAUGAACCCGGAAGUAUCCCCCUCGACAUUGCGAGACACGGCGGGGAACCGUCUUCCCAAAGUCAUAUACUUCCCCUACUCGCGCCACUCCUCGUACGAGGAACUCUGCACCCUGGUCUCAGCUUUCAAACCCAAAGACGUCCACCCGUACACCGUCGACCCCCACGAAUGGACUGAAGAUAUUUCGAUCCGCGCUCUCUUCGGCCACCUCUGCUCCGGCGACGACUUCGCCCAUGACCAGUACAUGCGCGCCACCAUCGCCGCCGCCGCCGCCGACGGCGGCGACUACAACACCCCCCACCCAAGAAAGAGAACCCGACACGAUGACGAGGUCUCCUCAACGCAAUCCUCCAGCAUACCCAUAGCCAUAGCCAUGCCCGAUAGCAUCGACCGCGCCAGCCCCAGCAGGGCAAGACACGAACCACCAGCAGCACCCGACCUCCCCGUCCCCAUCCCCAUCCCCAUCCCCAUCCCGCCUUCCACCGCCGCAGCCCAGAAAUCCAAGCGCAACGAGAUCCGCCGCGCCUGGCACCUCCUGCACGCGCUGGAUCCGCUCGCGCACCCACACAUCCACCCAGGCGCCCUCCCUUCCUCCUGGCCCACAGCGGAAGAAGAUGGCUUUGACCAGUUGGACGAGAAACCGACUCCGGGGGUGGACCCGGACGCCGAGUCCAACUCAAUCCCCAAUUCGAGUUGCGUCGACGCGUCCCAGUCCCCGCAAGCCUCCUCCUCCUCCUCCUCCUCCUCCUCCUCCUCCUCCUCCUCCGCCGCCGCCUCCGAAGAAGCAGACGUCGACGCCGGAAUCGAACCCGACGCAGAAGCCGGGGCGCAAGCGGAGGUAGAGGCAGAGGCAGAACCAGACCAGCAACCCACCAGCCAAAUCUCCCUCUCCUCGUCCGCUUUCGCCUCGCAGGACCAGGAGCGGGAGCGGGAACCAGGCUCCGAACCACCCCCGCUGCACCGAUCGUCUUCAUCCUUUGCGCGGCGCGCGGCGUAUCUUGCCGCGCGAGCGGACAGUUACGAGACGUGGGCGCUGGCGGGGCUUGUAUCUGUCGGGGAGAAUCAUAGUCGUGAGGAGAGGGAAUUAUAG